GUCAUUUAGAAGUGUUUGGAAGGAAAAGUUGAUUUUUCGGGGAGAAAAAAGUGAAAAUGUUGCUUACACUUUAUAUUAUAUUUCUCAUUUUUAAUGGAAUUUAUUUCUUCUUGAAAUGGAAUUACAAUCAUUGGGAAAAGAGGGGAAUUCCAUCCCCAAAACCUGGACUCUUUGUAGGAAAUUUCCCAGGAGCUGUGACGCAGAAGAAUCAUAUUAUAUAUGAAAUGGAAAAAAUCUAUGAGGAAUACAAAGGAAGAUAUUCCUUUGUUGGAAUCUACAAUAUGCGAACACCACAACUAAUGGUAACCGAUGCAGCUAUUGCCAAAGACAUUCUUAUCAACAAGUUCAAGAACUUCCAUGAUAAUGAAUUUUCCGACAUGACUGACAAGGAAAGAGAUCCAAUCUUUGGGCGAAAUCCAUUUAUGCUGAAAGGUGAGGAAUGGAAGCAGAAGCGUGCUGAAAUUACACCUGCAUUUACACAACUUCGAAUCAAGGCAAUGUACCCAGUAAUGGAAGAUGUUUCUGGGCGCAUGAAGAAGUACAUCUUGAAGGAAAAUCACCAAGCAAUUGAAGCUCGUGAGAUGGUAGCAAAAUUCACAACAGAUGUUGUUUCAAAUUGCAUUUUUGGCAUUGAUGCGGGAUCAUUUGCUGGUGAAAAGCCUGCAAUUCGAGAAAUGGGCAGAAGAAUCACUGAAUUCACGCCAAGAAUUAUCCUUUACUUUAUCCUGAUCCAAUUAAUUCCAUCCCUACGACAUGCAUUUAAAGUUAGCUUCUCUGACAAAAUUGCUGAAAAUUUCUUCGUAAACAUCAUGAAGGAUGCCAUUGAAUUACGAAAGAAGAGCAAUAGUGAUCGUGCAGACUACCUCCAUUACCUCCUUGAACUCAAAGAGAAGAAGCACCUCAGUGAUCAUGAUUUAGUGGGGCAUGCUAUAACCUUUUUCAUUGAUGGCUUUGAAACAUCCAGCAUUGUUCUGAGUUUUGCAUUCUACGAACUGGCCAAAUACCCGGAAGUUCAGAAGAAACUACGUGAGGAAAUUCGCGAAACACUCCAAAAGCAUGGAGAAUUAUCCUUUGAGAUUAUUCACGAAAUGCCCUAUCUUGAUAUGGUUGUCUCUGAAACUCUUCGGCUUCAUCCUCCUGGGCCUUUUGUGAGCAAACGUUGUACUGAAACGUGUGAACUACCUAUAGCUGAGAAUCAAAUGAUUACCAUUGAGAAAGGAUGGCCUGUGGUUAUUCCAAUUUACAACAUUCAUCGCGAUGCGAGAUACUUUAAGGAUCCGGAAAAAUUCAUCCCUGAAAGAUUUGCCCCCGAGAAAGGAGGAACAAAAAUUCAUCGUGAAAAGGGAUCGUUUCUUCCAUUUGGAGAUGGUCCUAGAAUAUGUUUAGGCAUGAGAUUUGCUCAAGCUCAACUCAGAACAGCCAUUGUGUCCAUUGUAAAGGAUUUUGAGAUUACAGUGGAUUCAAAAACUGCUGAAAAUAUCGUUCUAAAUCCUUCACAACUCCUUCCAUCCGUUAUCGGAGGACUCUGGUUGCAAUUCAAGGAGAUUAAGUAGAAGUCAAGUUUAAGAAAUGUUAAGAAUUAAGAUUAUGUCGUUAUCGUCCUAUUGUCAAAGUAUUUCUGUUUUUUAAAGCUUAAUGGUAAAAAUAAAAAAAAAACAUCUUUCUGAAAAAUUAA
Lutzomyia longipalpis is the source of this 1675-nucleotide messenger RNA. RefSeq names its product probable cytochrome P450 28a5. The record is from RefSeq and is a predicted model, not a curated record. The transcript has 4 exons. NCBI's taxonomy places the organism in Eukaryota, Metazoa, Arthropoda, Insecta, Diptera, Psychodidae. Gene Ontology annotation, molecular function: monooxygenase activity; heme binding; oxidoreductase activity, acting on paired donors, with incorporation or reduction of molecular oxygen. The coding region runs from base 57 to 1553 and encodes 498 amino acids.